Anarrhichthys ocellatus (wolf-eel) is the source of this 2352-nucleotide messenger RNA. RefSeq names its product potassium channel, subfamily K, member 4a (gene kcnk4a). Lineage: Eukaryota; Metazoa; Chordata; Actinopteri; Perciformes; Anarhichadidae. Gene Ontology annotation, biological process: potassium ion transmembrane transport; stabilization of membrane potential. Gene Ontology annotation, cellular component: plasma membrane. The coding region runs from base 472 to 2352 and encodes 626 amino acids. Gene Ontology annotation, molecular function: outward rectifier potassium channel activity; potassium ion leak channel activity. The record is from RefSeq and is a predicted model, not a curated record. The transcript is spliced from 8 exons.
AAGCUUUAUUUUCUCCCAGCACUGCAAAUUGUCAAGUGGACACUACGUCCUCAUCCACAGACAGUCGUAUUCUUCUCUGGAGGUUUGUCGGCACAGACUUCUCUCGCAGAGCUCCUAAUUUAGCCUCAACAUUUCUAGCAAGGAGUCCUAACUUAGGAGGGAUUCAGGAAACGUCUCCGAGCAGCGAGGAAGGGACAGAAACUUUAGCCUUCGUGAGGAGUUUGUUGUGCUUAAGUCUUCCAAGUGGCAUGCAGGAGAAGGAAAUGGACCCACAAUCCUUCACUCCUGAACGUUGACGCCAGGAGAACCAGAGAGAAAGCCGAGCAGAGAUACAGAAGAAAGAGGAGAUUUGUCUGUCACCUGAUUUGUGGAGCUAAGCCAGCUGUGCCCCGGUGUAUCCUGACUGAGAGCCUGGCCUCGGAGCUCUGACCCUCUAACCCUGGAGGGGCAGAGGGGGUCGACGGGGAGAAAAUGCGGUGUACCACCCUCUUGGCCCUGCUGAUUGGGGUCAUGCUGUACCUGGUGAUGGGAGCGCUUGUUUUUGGAACCCUGGAGCUCCCCGAGGAGAAUUUGGCGUACAAAGACCUUCUCGCUACCAAGAACACUUUCCUUGAUAAUAACUCCUGUGUCACCGAGCUGGACUUCUACAAGCUUGUGAAGAGAGUGGUGUCUGCGGUGGAGUCCGGACUCGAUGUGAACAACCUUUCUGCCAACUUCACCUCCCGCUGGGACCUGGCGUCAGCCUUCUUCUUCUGUGGUACCAUCAUUACCACCAUAGGUUUUGGCAACUUGUCUCCUCUGACGUGGUACGGCCAGUUGUUCUGUGUGUGCUACGCCCUGGUGGGGAUCCCCAUGUUUGGCAUACUGCUGGCUGGAGUGGGUGACCACAUGGGCACAGUGCUGCGGAGAGCUGUGGCAAAGAUUGAGACCCUCUUCUUGAAGCGUAAAGUCAGGCCAACCACCGUGCGUGUGAUCUCAGCGGUUCUCUCCAUCCUGAUUGGUUGUCUGAUCUUCCUCGCCGUGCCAACAGUUGUGUUUCAGAAAGUGGAGGACUGGACAUUUCUGGAGUCGCUCUACUUUGUGGUCAUCACUCUCACCACUGUUGGCUUUGGAGACUACGUACCAGGUGGUCGUGAGGACGGCUGGUUCUUCAAGCCUCUGGUGUGGUUGUGGAUAGUGUUUGGUCUCGCCUACUUUGCCUCCAUCCUCACCAUGAUAGGCAACUGGCUGAAGGUGCUGUCUAAGAGGACCCGUGCUGAGAUGGAGGAGUUGAGGGCCCACGCUACAGACUGGACUCAGAAUAUUCAGAACAUGUCCAUGGACUUCCGCAUCCCAAACCCUCUGGAGUUCAACGACCCUUUCCUCUUGCAGCGCCGGCGCUGGAAACGCAGUGAGCGUCGCCGCAUCCGACGGGGAGCCCAGGGCACUCUGGGAUACUUGGCUCGAGGAGGAUCUGAGAAUGGACACCUGCCGAACCGCUGGGCCAGCCUGUCCAGCUCCAUGAGCAGGCUGGAGGCCCAUUCGUCUCUUGAGAGGGCGUUUGUGGCCAAGUCCAGGCAAAGGGUCAGUGCCGCUGGAGGUGGAACGGUCCCGAGGGCGGUGCCUGCGUUGAGAGUUGACCCCGCUGUGGGUCUGCAGGUGGAGGGCAGGCCGUUUCUUCCCCUGCUGGCCCGCUCAUUCUCCCUCCCUGUGGCCCACUCCACCUUAGAGCUGGAAUCAGCAGGUGCAGCCAUGCAAGCAGGAUCCCUUUCUGGAUCCGAGUCUCCUUUUGACUCCAGAUCAGACGUUUCUUCAGUCUCCUCGUCCCUCUUGGCACUCCACAAGUUCCAGCCCUACUGUACAGUCAGCAACAUGGAGGAGGGAGGAGCGAGAGCCGCAUAUAUGAACACAGCACAAGAGAAAGACAAACUGAUUCCAGCAGAGAGAUGUGUAUCUGUAGCCAAAACUAACCACAGACGCACUCCUGCUCCUGGUUUGCACCCUCGCUUCUCCCCUCUUCCUCCUUCUCGCCACACAAUCCUCCUUCCCUCCCAUCCCCUCCACGCUGCCUCCUCACCCAGCUGCCAGCUGCUGGAUUUCUUCGGAGAGAAUCUGGCGUACAUCGACGAGUCCUCAGACACGCUGAGCGACCACGCCCAGCCAGGAGCAAGCGAGGAGAGGAGGAGACGGCCACGAAAGCCGAAGAGGAGGAGCAUGAGGAGGCAGCUGUCGCACAAGUGGAGCCCCUUGCAGGUGAGGAGGCCCAGCAGUGAUAUGCGGCCGCCUUCAAAUCCCCCCACACCGCCUCCAGAAUCCUCUCUUUCAGACUUGCCUCAAUCAGAGAACCAGACAGGUUCAGGUCCGUCACUCUGA